UUCAAGUGUGAGGUGUUUUAAAAAUCCUCUGCGUUCGAAAUGUGUCCACUUAGAUGUGCCCACUUAGAUCUUUGCCAAGUAUUUCCAGCUCUUGGGAUCUAUCGGUCGCGUGCAUCAAGCUUUCGCGGGGACUUUGUGCAGUAUGCGGGCGGCAUCUAUAAAUGGCUAUGCAAAAGCCCGAUGCUGUUUUAUAUACGGAUAGAACCGUGGUUCAAACCGUGGCUAUCAAAGGAUAAAUUUCCUUAAUAUCUGGAUCAUUUCCAUUGGGAUGAAAUGAAAAUUGGAUUCACAAAUCGUAUGGUUUACCAGUACCCAUGUGCUUUCUCGCCAUUAUUCUGUUUUCCAUUUUGCGCUCCUAAUCAACAUCUACGCAUUUUUCUGAUUG
Molecule: messenger RNA, 385 nt
Organism: Babjeviella inositovora NRRL Y-12698
Lineage: Eukaryota; Fungi; Ascomycota; Pichiomycetes; Serinales
Exons: 1
Coding region: 40-246 (68 amino acids)
Source: RefSeq, a predicted model, not a curated record